Messenger RNA from Lachancea sp. 'fantastica', 393 nucleotides. NCBI's taxonomy places the organism in Eukaryota, Fungi, Ascomycota, Saccharomycetes, Saccharomycetales, Saccharomycetaceae. The record is from the annotation of a GenBank genome assembly.
AUGGGAUCUUGUGCUAGUAAACAGAGAUCAAAAGAUGAGUCUAACCUUGACAAAACCUCGUCGUCGACACAAAAAUUACAAGCUGUACGUAGAACUCAGAAGUCUCAAGUCUCUCAGCCUAAGACCUCAUUGCCAAAAGUAAACAAAAACUCUAAGAAGCCUGGAGUGGGAAAAACGCUGGGCACAUCGGGCGAAGAUGGAAAGGAAAGUUCUGCUGGCCGUGCGGCCGGUAUAGCUGCAACUGAGAGACUUGAGAAAUCACAGAAGAAGUUGAAGAAUGGAGAUUUGGGCAAGAAACUGGAUCAGCAACGUUCCAAGACAAUGAAUACACAUUUGAAAGAUAAUGCCGAAAGUCGAAGAAAGGAGAGAGAGGCAGCUUUGAUAUACGACUAG